GUCCAGCCGCACACUCGGGAGCGUUGUAGGUGGUGCUCCGAGAUAAAAGUGAACAAAAGAGUUGACCCCCACCUUUCUAGGGGCUCUCCUGGCCCAAGCUUUUCCCUGCAAGCCAAAAGCCACCUGCUGUCCUGGAAGCCACACCGCCCGGCAGUUCAGCUACUGCCCCAGAGCCGCCAAGAAAGGGACACGGACCACCAAUUUAGCUUGUCGCGUCACGGCGCCGAUUCCCUUUCAGAGGCGCGCCGAGUGGAAGUUCUUUCGACGCCGCCUUCAAUUUUGUCUCCGACAACCUCCAGUCACCCACAACGCCAUCCAAACCAUCUCCGAGACUUUGGACAGGAAACCAUCACCAUGGCCGCCAUUGAGAGUUUCGACAACAUUUACCUGGACCUGUCCAAGGAACACGGAAAGUGCAGAUUCGCGGAGACCGGUCUCGGCUGGAAGCCAGUAGGCGGCGGCGACACCUUCACACUCGAUCAGGGCAACAUUGGCGGUGCGCAAUGGAGCAGAGCCGCCAAGGGCUACGAGAUCAAGAUUCUGCAGAGGAAUUCGGGCAUCAUUCAACUAGACGGUUUUCAGCAAGAGGACUACGAGCGCUUGAGCAAAAUCUUCAAGAACUGGUAUAGCACGAACCUAGAAAACAAGGAGCAUUCGCUGCGCGGCUGGAACUGGGGCAAGGCCGAGUUUGGAAAGGCGGAGCUCACAUUCAACGUCCAGAACCGUCCCGCCUUCGAAAUCCCCUACUCUGAAAUCUCCAACACCAACCUUGCCGGCAGAAACGAAAUCGCUGUCGAGUUUGCUGUUGGCGAGGGUGGGAAACCCGGUCAGAAUGGUGCCACCCCUGGAAAGGGAAAGAAGGCGUCCGCCGGCAAGGACCAGAUGGUCGAGAUGAGGUUCUACAUUCCAGGAACAACCACCCGGAAAGAGGCCGAGGGCGGUGAUGCUGGCAGCGAUGCAGACGAGGAAGAGAAGAACGCCGUCACUCUCUUCUACGACACCCUCAUUGAGAAGGCCGAGAUUGGCGAGUCGGCCGGCGACACGAUUGCCACCUUCCUCGAUGUCUUGCACCUCACGCCAAGAGGUCGUUUCGAUAUCGAUAUGUACGAUACAUCCUUUCGUCUUCGCGGCAAGACAUACGACUACAAGAUCCAGUACGAAGCCAUCAAGAAGUUCAUGGUUCUUCCCAAGCCCGACGAGGUUCACUAUCUCCUCUGCAUCGGGCUGGAUCCACCCUUGCGCCAGGGUCAGACCAGGUAUCCAUUCCUUGUGAUGCAGUUCAAGACGGACGAGGAAGUGACGCUGGAUCUGAACCUCCCUGAAGAAGACCUCAACGAGAAGUACAAGGGCAAGCUCGAGUCUCAUUACGAGCAGCCCCUGCACAGCGUGGUGGCCCAGAUUUUUAGAGGACUUGCGGGCAAGAAGAUUCUCUCACCUGCCAAAAACUUCCAGACACACCGGGCCCAGUCCGGCAUCAAGUGUUCGAUCAAGGCCAGCGAGGGCUUCUUGUACUGCCUGGAAAAGGCGUUCAUGUUCGUGCCCAAGCCAGCCACCUACAUCGCAUACGAUCAAACGCAGUCCAUCACCUUCUCUCGCGUUGGGGGAGCUGUCUCCGCCCUGUCGACGUUUGAUAUAACAGUCCACAUGAAGGGCGGCGGCAACUCGCAGUUUAGCAACAUCAACCGUGAAGAUCUUAAGGGACUCGAGGACUUCUUCCAGUACAAGGGUCUUCGCGUUAAGAACGAAAUCGAUGAGGAUGCCAACAUGCUUGCUGCGGCCAUGAGAGCGGAGGACAUGGCCAGCUCAGAUGAGGAAGUGGUCCAGAACAAGGCCGAUCGCGGCUCGGCCGACGAAGAUGAGGAGAGCGUGGAUGAGGACUUCCAGGCUGACUCGGACAGCGACGUCGCCGAGGAAUAUGACAGCAAUCACGAAAGUGAUGGUUCAGGCAGCGGAGAGAGUGAUGUUGAUAAUGAGGUGGAUGAUGACGAAGACGAGGAGAUGGAAGAUGCUGAAGAGGAGGAGGAAGAGCGGCCAAAGAAGAAGAAGAAGACUGGUUGA
This is a messenger RNA of Podospora bellae-mahoneyi, 2058 nucleotides long. RefSeq names its product FACT complex subunit (gene POB3). Gene Ontology annotation, molecular function: DNA binding; histone binding; nucleosome binding. Bases 355 to 2058 code for a protein of 567 amino acids. The record is from RefSeq and is a predicted model, not a curated record. NCBI's taxonomy places the organism in Eukaryota, Fungi, Ascomycota, Sordariomycetes, Sordariales, Podosporaceae. Gene Ontology annotation, cellular component: FACT complex; nucleus. The transcript has 4 exons.